Hymenoscyphus albidus is the source of this 1304-nucleotide messenger RNA. The record is from the annotation of a GenBank genome assembly. Lineage: Eukaryota; Fungi; Ascomycota; Leotiomycetes; Helotiales; Helotiaceae.
AUGUCUGUUACAACUCCAAACUUUCUAGACCUACCAUUCGAAAUUCAAGAGAAAAUUCUAAUAGAAGUUCUCAAAGCUGAGAAUUGCGAGAUCAUCACAGAACAUGGAAAUCUUUCGUGGUACAAUCCAUUCGAGGAUAUUAACAAGCAACUAGCGAUUGAAUCUAAGGAAGCUCAAAACAGAGCCAACGAUUUGGUUCUUGUUAAUGCACCCAUUGCUUUCAUGAAAAUGGUCCGAAGAGUUAUUCCGUUCAAGUUUGAAGUGAUUCGAAAUUCAUUGAACCCGGUUGUUCUCGCAAUUGAUCUCCAUUGCUUUGAAAACCAUUACGAUAACAUCUAUGUUGAUACACGUGGCGUUGGAGACGGAUAUCAAGAUCAAGAUCCUACGCCUCCGGGAACCGGGAUAACAACAACAGCGUAUCUUCCGAGACUAAUAGAAUUGAUAAAUGCCUGUGGAAACAUUGUGCAUUGUGGGAGUUACCGCCAAUACGGACCUUGGGAUGAAAUCCAACCAUAUGAAAUUGAUAUUACGUUUGCGGUGAGUACAAAAUACAAUGCACGCCGCGCGCCACAGGUAGUCGACGAGAUCGUCGAUAGGUUAGGGGGACUAAGGCAAGUAUACUGGAUAUACUGGCGUUCUGGACCAUCCCCAACUCCACCUUCCAUUCAGGUUAAUAUCCAGGGAUUAGCAGCGAAUGCUGAAGCUCGCCUUCGAAGCUCUUGGGGAGUUCCCGCUUGGACAGAGGAACAAUGUUACGAGAUAGCCGAAGAGUUGAAGCAACGAGGAGAUGUUUUGGCAUCACAAGAUAGGCCUCUCGCUGCACGGAGCCAUUACAUCCUCUGCGGCCUAACCUUGAUUCGGUACGGCUUCCCUACAUUGCGAACCUUCCGCCACAAACUCAGUCUACGUGGCGUCGAGAUCCUACUAGAGAUGUGGGUGGCUGCCUCAAAUUUGUCAACUGAACUUGGAAGGCAUGAAGAAGCGCAUAUGAUUGCUCGUACUGCCCAAAUUGCACGGAAGUGCGCUCAGAGUGGGUGGGUAGAUCGUUAUAGACAGGGGAUACCAUUAGGCCAAGUCAGUAAUGAACUUCAAGUCCAGGUGUCUCUUCAGUUCGCGAGUACACUAUUUAACAUCGGGAAUGCUAAGCGAGAUCUUGGCGUCCUGCAGGGGCCAAGAUCACGAAGAGGUUCGCGAGAAACUCUCUGAACUUCGUCGCCAAAUCUUAGUGCCAAUUUGCUAAAGUGAAGAAGAGAGGACGGGAUAGACUUGCACAGCCAGAACCCAAGCUACUCAAGAUUCAGUAG